This is a messenger RNA of Artibeus jamaicensis (Jamaican fruit-eating bat), 1063 nucleotides long. RefSeq lists its product as uncharacterized. The transcript is spliced from 3 exons. The record is from RefSeq and is a predicted model, not a curated record. Lineage: Eukaryota; Metazoa; Chordata; Mammalia; Chiroptera; Phyllostomidae. Bases 23 to 1063 code for a protein of 346 amino acids.
GCGUUCACAUCCGUCUGCACGGAUGCAGGAAGGUGGGGGGCUGCCGAUCUGCAGGCCCCCUGCACACAAGGGUCUGCAUCCAGCAGGAAGCCGUUCUGCACUGCAAAGCAGAAGGGAGCCCUCGACAGAAGAGAUCCACCCUCACCAGGGUGGGGGCCGUCGGAGGUGCAGGACCAAGGGCAGUGACGACCAGAUGGUCUGGUCCGGACAUGCGCGCAGGGCAGGCCUCCAGGUGAGCACCACCCUGCGUCUGCACCCAGCCAUUGAACACCCCGGGGCCACCUCAUUGUGUGGUGACAACAGGGAGGCUGGACAGUUAAGUGACGGUCUUGAGGUCACAAGGCCGAAGCCCUGGAGCUGGGGUGGAACCUACACCGGGGAAGGUGGAGUCAGCAGAGGGCGGGGCCCUCUGCCUGGGGUGCUGGCCCUGGAGUCCCAGGGCAGUGCCAUCCAGUGGGGACACACCGAGGUCUCCCCAAAUGCCUUGGGAACCAGCAAGCCCGCCUCGGGGUUGACACUUCAGUUUUUUCAGACACCAAGCAGGGCAGAGGCCCCUCCUGCCCGACCAGCGGCCCCGCACUGGCUGCCGACGUGUCCCGAGCUCCUGCUCAGCGCUGCCCGCACCGUGGACUCCGGCUGCAGAAGUUCAGAGCUCGGCACCACGGUUCAGGAGCCGCAGAGGCUGCUCGUGGGGACAUGGUCCUCAGACCCUUGUCCUCGGCCGGAGAGGCCCAGGCUCCAGUCCAGCUCCGGCGCGGACCGUUCCCCCGGGCUCAGCGCCCGUCUGGUCUGUCCAGGUGCGUCGGCCUGGGUUGUCCUCGACCUCACACGGCACCGAGGCGGCUGCGCCCUGGGGUUCCCCCGGGCAGGUCCCACCCGUUCCCCCAACCUCUCCGGGCUCGGGCUCGGUGUGCGCGUAAGCAUGAUGCGGGUGCCACCAGGGAAGUGCUCGGACGUGAGAUUAAUCGCCGUGGAGACCUGCUGCUUUGCUGACACGGCGCUUGUGCGUAAGUGUGGCAAAGGUCAACUGUUUGUCCGGAACCAGGGAAACCGAAAGCGGUAA